AUGAAGGAUGUUGCAGCUGAUCCAGAAGAAAAGAGGAUGGAGCUGCAGUUUGCACUGAUGGUAUCUUCUACUUCUGAGCCAAAGAAAAAUGAGAGACAGAAUGCUGAGUUAAUUGCUGAGCUUGACACAUUAAAAGACAAAUUUGAAACUGUUGAUUUCUAUUUUAGAAAAUUUAAUGUGUCAGGUGAAGUAGUUGCCAACAUGAUAGACCAUUGCAUGCAAUUUAAACAUAAUCAGUCAAAGGGUCUAGGGUAUGAUAAAGUGCCUCCUCCUUUUAAUCAUACAUAUCAGUUUCAACCUUUGUCUAAGGAGGAGAUUGCUAAUGAACCAUUCAUGGCUGGAGUGCCGGAUCUGAUAAAGAAAUUCAUUGUGUUGAUUGAAAACAAAAUCAACCACCGGGUGAAGGCGCUUCGCACUGACAAUGGAACAGAAUUCCAGAACUCUGUUCUUGAUCAUUUAUGCACAGAAAAAGGGAUCAUGCAUCAAUACAGCUCUGCUUACACACCUCAACAGAAUAGUGGUGCUAAAAGGAGAAAUAGAACUUUAAAAGACGUUGCAAGGACGAUGGUGUGUGACUCCAAGCUACCUGUCUUGUUUUGGGCUGAGGCGAUUAAUAAUGCUUGCUACGUUCAGAAUCGUGUGUUGAUCAACAAAGCUCAGAUGAAGACGCCGUAUGAGAUUCUAUAUUGUCAUAAGCCUUCCGUUGGUCAUUUCCGCAUAUUUGGCUGCCCUUGCACCGUUCUUCACUUGGAGUCCAACACAAGGUUUAAUGCCAAAGCCGAUGAUUGUUAUUUCGUAGGGUAUGAUGCACGCACCGCAUAUAGGGUCUACAACAAGAAGACGAAGCAAAUUGUGGAAUCCUAUGAUGUGCGUUGGCUGGAGGAAAAUGAAAAGGAUGCUCGAGUGGGUCCGGAUUGGUUAUUUGAUUACACAUAUCUUUUCAAGUCCAUAAAUGUGUCUUCGGAUAGUUCAUUUGGGUAUUCCUCUAGUUCAAAGACUGUGUGUGAAGAAGAAGACGAAGAAGUUGUGUACAGAUCUCCAACGCAAAUGAUGGAGUUUUCAACAUUCACAAUCUCCCUGUUUCACCCAAUGAUAUCAGCUAGGAGAUACCCUCAAGAAUUCAACGCGAUCAUCCGAUUGAAAAUGUCAUUGGUCAGCUGGGCGACGGAGUUAAAACUACAAGUCAGAAUGGAGAUGUUAAUGCAUGUCUCUAUUCUUGCUUUAUCUCUCAAAUAG
This is a messenger RNA of Lactuca sativa (garden lettuce), 1236 nucleotides long. Lineage: Eukaryota; Viridiplantae; Streptophyta; Magnoliopsida; Asterales; Asteraceae. The record is from RefSeq and is a predicted model, not a curated record.